AUGGGUGAAUCUUACGUUAGCAAGUCUUUAAUAAAUGAAAUACAUGAAGAAUACAUUCAUAAAAAUUUUCCAAGUACCCAGAAUGCGGCCAUUAGGUCCGAUGAAUUUGAAAUACUUCUGACGAUUAGAUACGACCCAAACCUUACACCAGUUUCCCCAUUGACAUACAAAGAUGUAACGAUACAGAAUUUCUUUCUUUUGCCUGAGCACACUGCUCGAAUAAAUUUUACCGUUGAUUUCUUUCAUUUACUAUAUGGGACUUCUCCAGAUUUUGAAAUCACUGAACUGUUUCUAUUUGAACAACUAGUAAAGGCAAUCGAACUGGAAGGCAAGUCUGUGUUGUAUUCAUAUAAGCUUCGCUUGUUACUCAAAUUAGACGGUUCAGCAAAAAUCGAGGUUCAUCAAGUACCAGAUAUAGGUAAUUUAUUAGGUGGAAUUUUUCCAGAUAUUGAAACAAUCCCAGAAGAGCUUGAAUUCCUCAACCACCAUCCCGAUUCCGAAGAGGCUGUUGUUUGGGAUUUGUAUAUUGAUAAGAAACCGACAUUGGUAUCACCGUUCACUUCCUUCAAAACUACGAAAAGAGACGCUUAUACUGAAUCUAGAGGCAUCUUACCAGGUUUGAAACCUGGGAAGGAAGAAGUCAUACUUUAUAAUACUCAAAACAACGUCAUGGAAGGUAGUAUCACCAACAUUGCAAUUAAAAGAGAAUCAGAUGGGAAAUGGGUAACUCCUUUGUUAAGUUCGGGGUGUCUUUGUGGGGUAACAAGACAUUUUUUAUUGCGAAAAAAGUUCAUUGAAGAAGAUACCAUAAAUAUAGAGAAAUUACAACCUGGAACUGAACUCUUGUUAAUGAAUGGAAUUGUUGGUGUUGUCAAAGGAAUUAUUGUUAAAUAG
Molecule: messenger RNA, 894 nt
Organism: Candida tropicalis MYA-3404
Lineage: Eukaryota; Fungi; Ascomycota; Pichiomycetes; Serinales; Debaryomycetaceae
Product: aminodeoxychorismate lyase
Exons: 1
Coding region: 1-894 (297 amino acids)
Molecular function (GO): catalytic activity
Source: RefSeq, a predicted model, not a curated record